Gigantopelta aegis is the source of this 2036-nucleotide messenger RNA. RefSeq lists its product as uncharacterized. The transcript is spliced from 4 exons. Bases 43 to 1572 code for a protein of 509 amino acids. The record is from RefSeq and is a predicted model, not a curated record. NCBI's taxonomy places the organism in Eukaryota, Metazoa, Mollusca, Gastropoda, Neomphalida, Peltospiridae.
GACAACAGGAGAUAUGAGAGUUUGUUGCAGCGCUUUGUUAGUAUGCAGGAGUCGUUUCUAACCCAGAUGAGAGUGAUGAAGGAUAAACUCCGCACCAUAGAGACGGGCAGGGUGCCCGCCCCACCACGGGCCGGUUACCAGGCCCGUGGCCAAUAUGGGCCUCCCCCUCCACCAGCACCGUACGCUCCGGUAGCGCCAGUAGCGCCCGUAGCGCCGCCACCGCCGCCAGCCCCAGCGCCCCCUAUCGAGGACCUGCAGCCAGUGAAAGCCCGCGUCGACAUCUACGGCGGCACCGCAACGUAUAUCCUGGAAUACAGAGCGGACAAGGAACCCAGGAUCAUCUGGAGAGCCAACAAAGAGCCUGUUGCUAUUAGCACCGAGGGAAUUGUUACGAAGGUUUUCCAUUACAACUAUGGCCGAUCAACUCUAAGAAUAUCAAAAGACAAAGAGGUCAUCGCUUCUGUCAUUGUUGAUCACGUGACCUUUGUCAUCGGGUUCAAGCCCAACCCAGCGAAAUCCAUGGAAACCAUAAUAGAUCCGUCCGACUUCAGCGUGAAGCCCGGUCCGGACGUGCCUUUCAAGAGUGGGAAGUCCAUCAACUUCACCGUGGAAGCUAAAGAGUUCGUGCCUGGCUACCAGCCUCUGAUGGACUUCCAGUGGAAGUGCUGGCUGGGCAACAACACCCUCAUCCCCGGGGUCAUCGAGCAGUACCCCCAGUGGCGGGAGGUGCAGGGCGGGGUGGUCAGGGUGGGGCCUCUCAGGGCUGUCAAUCGUGAGAAGGUGCUCGGCAAGCUCAAGAUGACGUACGAGCUGCUGACGCAAUACGGCGACUACGAAGGCGUUCUCAUUUUCUCCAGAUACCUGGGCAGCAGCAACGCCGUGUCCGUCAUCAAGGGUAUGACGGAGCUGCGAUACGUCAUCAUCCGACAGGAGUACAACCUCGAUCCGUUCCCCAUGGGCUUCAUCGACUUUGUUCAGACGAGUCCACCCAUACAACCCUGCGUUGAAAACGAGACCUGCUCCAUAGCCUGCCACGCCAUUGGCAACGUGCCGGACUAUAUUGUUCUGAAAAUGGAAGGGCGCCGCAUCGCGAAGCCGCUUCCGCGGCUGGACGUCCGUGAGCCGUACAUGCUGUACUCGCAUUUCGGGAUCAAGAGGAUGUCGAGCGCUGACGAAGGGGAGUACACGUGCUCGGCGUCCAGCGGCAACCACACGGUGGAGAUCUCAACCAGACUGGCCAUCAGCGAGGAGGUGGUCAUCGUCAACCAGACGUCUGGCGUUCACAGGAGCGGCAACAAGAUCAUAGUGACGUGUACAGCCACGGGGAGACCGCUACCCCGCGUGACCAUGUUCGAGAACUACGCUUACCGCAACGAAAUGCACGAAGGUGUUAACUAUCGCCAUCAGAGAUGGAUUGACCGGAACCCCAGCGUCAACAGAGUUAUCUUCCGCAUCACCAUCAACGUCCGGAAACCCGACCUCUGGCGAGUGAUCUGUAUGGCCGAUAACCCUUUCCAUCUGAAAGUUAUAGACUUUAUGAUCAGCUCCCCACCCCGGAGUCACACCGGUUGAUGUUGUAGGAAUACUCACGUUUACAUGGCCGUACCUAGUGGAGGCUGGGUGGUGGGUGGAGAGAAGUGGCCCUUUCCACCACCAUCAACAAAACAAAGCCAGGGAAAAGUGCUUUUUUAAGUUUCAAAGUGUACUUUUCGUCAAUGUUUAGAAUACUCUUUAUUCUUUAAAGAGACUGUUCUCAGUUUGCUACCAUUGUAAGAUGUUUUUGACUGACAGAGGCUUUUGAAGACUAAAAUUACAUAUUACACACAUGUUUUUAUUUACACUAUCGCUGUCUAUGAAAUCUGUUUGUCAAUGUGUUCCUGGUGCUGAGUUUAUUUGCAUAUAUGUAUUAGAAAGGUCUUAGGAAAGAAAGAAAGAAAUGUUUUAUUUAACGACGCACUCAACACAUUUUAUUUACGGUUAUAUGGCGUCAGACAUAUGGUUAGGACCACACAGAUACUGAGAGAGGAAACUCGCUG